UUUUUUUUUUUUUUUGUUGUUAUUGUUAUUGUUAGUGUUGUAAUUAUAAAGCUUUAUUUCUUAUCUUUUUGUUAUUGUUCUUGUAAUAAUUAAGACAAAAAGUAUGUCACAAAUACAAAUGGGGAAACCAAGUUUACCUUCUAUUCAAUUCCUUUUACAAGAAAAUCCUGGUAAAGAAAAUAAAGAUAAACAAAUAAAUAUAAAAAUAGAAAAAAAAAGGGGGGGUUCAAAAGAUAUGAAUUAAAUGUAUUUUGUAGGCAGAGUCAUAUCACCACCAUCACAAACUAAUAAUGGUAAUAAUUUUGAAACAAGGAUAUGUUCUUCACAACAACAUAAUAAAAGGCAAUUGGGCCAUAGAAGUUCUCGGAGUGUGAGUAGUCUUCCUUCAGACCUUCAAAAUUUAUCGCUUCAAGGACCUGAAGAUAUUAUGCCUCAACAACGACAAGCUUCACCACCAAUACAAACACAAGUGCCUUAUAAUAAUAUAUCAUUUCCUACAACAACAACAACAACAACAACAGAAAAACCACCUAGUUGGAUGCUACCAAAUGAUAGACCGCCUUCUAUUAUGAAUAAUUUACCUAUUUCUACUUCUUCAUUAUCACCGCCGUUAACAUUCAAUCAUAAUAAUAGAAGGAAAUCAGCCUUUAGUGACAAUCGAGGACAUGGAAGAUCUGUAUCUGAAUUUACUUUACCUCCUUUAAAUUCUGAUAAUAAUAACAAUAUACCGCCUUCACUACCACCUACUCGUAAAUAUAAUCCACCUUCCAGUAUGACUACUCGUACACACAGAAGAGCCGUGUCUGCUAAUACAAUUGAUUUUAUGUUAAGUUCUUCAUCUCAUUCAUCUAUUCGCUCUCAGUCCUACAGUCCUCAAGAGCCAUCUUUAACUAUGUCAAAUCGACAAAUACAUUCCACUAAUUAUACCUUUUUUGAUCAAAUAUCUUCUUCUAUUGUACCCUUAGAUGUAAAAACGAAUACUAGAAGUCACACUAAUACGAAUAUGAUUCAUCAUGAUAUUGGCAUUAAUAAUAAUAAUAACCUUAAUAAUAUUCCCAAUAAUAACACAAGUCAUCAUACCAAGGGAAAUCAUAGCAAUGUGAAUAACUCAACCACAGUAGAAUCGAGUGGACGUUAUAUUUGCCCUUAUUGUCAAAAAAGAUUUUCAAGACCUUCUUCAUUAAGGAUUCAUACUUAUUCGCAUACAGGUGAAAAACCAUUUGUAUGCACUGAACCAGGCUGUGGAAGACAUUUUAGUGUACAAAGUAAUAUGAGAAGACAUUUGCGUGUACAUCGAUUAGGACGUUCUGCAAAUAUGAACAAUACUAAUAGUAGCAAUACCACUACUUUAGAGACAACAAAUGAAGAAAACGAGUUAAUUUAGGAGUCAUUCUAUUUAUAUACAUGUAUAUUUGUAGUGGGCGUAUUAUUAUUAUUAAUAUACAAAAAACAAACAAAAAAAAAGACCCUUUUAUAUUUAUAAUAGAUAAACACACACACACAUACACAUACACACACACACGUACAUACAUAUAUAUACACACACACAUACACACACAUAUAUACACACAUAUACACAUACGUAUAUAUAUAAAUAUACAUAUAUAUUAUACAUGUUUAAU
Molecule: messenger RNA, 1622 nt
Organism: Cokeromyces recurvatus
Lineage: Eukaryota; Fungi; Mucoromycota; Mucoromycetes; Mucorales; Mucoraceae
Exons: 1
Coding region: 245-1384 (379 amino acids)
Biological process (GO): regulation of transcription by RNA polymerase II
Cellular component (GO): PcG protein complex; transcription regulator complex
Molecular function (GO): RNA polymerase II cis-regulatory region sequence-specific DNA binding; DNA-binding transcription factor activity, RNA polymerase II-specific
Source: RefSeq, a predicted model, not a curated record